Messenger RNA from Rattus rattus (black rat), 417 nucleotides. Its product is annotated as acyl-CoA-binding protein-like. The transcript has a single exon. Lineage: Eukaryota; Metazoa; Chordata; Mammalia; Rodentia; Muridae. Gene Ontology annotation, biological process: fatty acid metabolic process. The record is from RefSeq and is a predicted model, not a curated record. Gene Ontology annotation, molecular function: fatty-acyl-CoA binding. Gene Ontology annotation, cellular component: mitochondrion. The coding region runs from base 131 to 322 and encodes 63 amino acids.
AUUGCUGCCUCUUCUGAGCUUGCUCCUGCGCUUUCAGGAUCCAGGUCACCUCGCCAGAGUGUCUCAGGCUGAAUUUGACAAAGCUGCUGAGGAGGGGAAGCGCCUCAAGUCUCAGCCAACGGAUGAAGAGAUGCUGCUCCUCUACAGCCACUUCAAACAAGCUACCAUGGGCGACGUAAAUAUAGAUCGGCCGGGGCUGUUGGACCUCAAGGGCAAAGCCAAGUGGGAUGCCUUGAACAAACUGAAAGGAACUUCCAAGGAAAAUGCCAUGAAGAUCUAUGUGGAGAAGGUAGAAGAGCUAAAGAAGAAAUAUGGGAUAUAAACGACCAGAUUUGGUGGCCAGCCGCAUGUGUCACAUAAUGCCUUAGGGUUUUGUUUUGUUUUGUUUUUUUCUAAUGUAGAUGAUAUGGUUCUGAU